Messenger RNA from Synchytrium microbalum, 1533 nucleotides. RefSeq lists its product as uncharacterized. Gene Ontology annotation, cellular component: nucleus. The record is from RefSeq and is a predicted model, not a curated record. Lineage: Eukaryota; Fungi; Chytridiomycota; Chytridiomycetes; Synchytriales; Synchytriaceae. Gene Ontology annotation, molecular function: 3'-tyrosyl-DNA phosphodiesterase activity; double-stranded DNA binding; single-stranded DNA binding. The transcript is spliced from 8 exons. The coding region runs from base 1 to 1533 and encodes 510 amino acids. Gene Ontology annotation, biological process: double-strand break repair; single strand break repair.
AUGAGCACGAAUAGAAGUAAACGAUUGCUGAAAAAUGACGACAAUGUUAUACUGGAAAUCAAUACACAUUUGGACAUUCAUUUGGAUUUACCACCUGCCGACAACAACAGCACCGCAGUCGUAGCUCCAACACCUACAAUGCCACUUCGUCAAGCAUUGGAAGGCGUAGCAGACUCGGGACUCCGUCUAUUACGUAUUCGAGAUCUCCCAAGCUGGACGAACAGAGCUUGUCCCUCAUUACGAGAUAUCUUGUCAAUGAAUGGACCAUUGCAACGAGUGCUUCAACUCAACUUUAUGUUUGAACUCGACUGGUUUAUGAACCAGAUUCCAGUUGAAUCAAGACAUGUGCCUAUAUACAUCAUUCAUGGGAUGAGGAAUGUUGAGCCUGAUCCGAGGAGCUGGGGUGACAAUGUGAAGGUUAGACGAGCUGAGGUUCCUGAUGCUUACGGCAGGUUUGGCACUCAUCACACAAAGGCAAUGGUACUUCAGUUUCAAGAUGACACUCUUCGUAUCGUUAUACACACUGCAAACAUGAUCUCUCGCGACUGGACUAAUAAAUCGCAAGGAGCUUGGAUCUCGCCACCUCUCAAGCGGAAAAGUGCUGGGCAAGCAGCUUCUCGCUUUGAGCGGGAUUUGAUUUCAUAUUUCGAAGCCGACUCAUAUAAAACGGUACUACCGUCAUGGUGUAAACUAAUCAAGGAGUAUGAUUUAAGCCCCUGUCGAGCUGUGCUCAUUGGAAGUAUACCAGGUCGUCAUAAAAACGGUGAUUUGCACAAAUGGGGUAUUGGGAGGAUGGCAAAUGUGCUUAAGGAUGUUGGGUCUGAAGCUGAAGGAAGCAUUAUUGCUCAGUACUCUUCUAUGGGAUCACUUGGCAGCAACGAUGAAUGGCUGAAGGAAACUUUCCGCAGGGCCUUGUCACAAUCUACUACGUUGAACAGUGGUAUUUUAGCAAAGCAGGCCUCUCGUCUUCCGGAUUUGAAGUUGGUGUAUCCAACUGUAGAAGACAUUCUUACAAGUCUUGAAGGUGUUGAUGGUGGUGAAUCUGUGCGGCUAAGCGGAGAGAACUGGUCUAAGCAACGAAAUUACCUUCAACCAAUAUUGCAUCGCUGGCAGUCCCGCGAUCAAGGUCGAUAUACUGCUAUGCCACAUAUCAAAACAUAUACACGAGUGAAUGGAGCUGGUAGUAUCGCAUGGCACUAUCUUGGCUCGCACAAUCUGUCUAAAGCUGCCUGGGGAUCGCUGGAAAAGGACAAGAGCCAGCUGUUUAUAAGGUCGUUUGAAUUGGGGGUCCUGGUUUAUCCACAGCUCUUCGAGGACGCUGGCAUCAACGAAGUCACAAUGGUCAACACUACUCCCGUAGCACUUCCAGAAUCACUCUGGCUUAAUAUCCCAAACGGUCAGCCCUAUAAGAGCCAGUCAAACAUCGUUCGCAUUCCAAUUCGCUUACCUUAUGACGUCCCUUUGGUACAAUAUACAGCUCGUGACAUUGCAUGGAACGACGGAAACGAUCCCAGGGCGCAACAGCACCGUUAA